Pimephales promelas (fathead minnow) is the source of this 1846-nucleotide messenger RNA. RefSeq names its product olfactory receptor 13C2-like. Lineage: Eukaryota; Metazoa; Chordata; Actinopteri; Cypriniformes; Leuciscidae. Gene Ontology annotation, molecular function: odorant binding; olfactory receptor activity; G protein-coupled receptor activity. Gene Ontology annotation, cellular component: membrane. Gene Ontology annotation, biological process: G protein-coupled receptor signaling pathway; detection of chemical stimulus involved in sensory perception of smell. The record is from RefSeq and is a predicted model, not a curated record.
UGUUAAAAUAUAAGUGGUUGCUUGAAAUAUCUUAUAUGCUUAUAUCUUUGGUCUUUUUUUGCAGGGAUCAAGUUAAGAGUCUUACAAAAAUAAUGUAUUUCUUAAGGUCAAAUUGGAGUAAAAAUAUCUAUCUUAGAUUCCAGUGUUGUAUAUUUGUUAGUAUAAUGAAAUUUCUUACAACCCUGAAUAAUGUACUUUUUUUUGUCCAGACAUGAUACAGGAUCAGUGAGUGAACUGACCAUGAAUGAAGAUUUUGCUGAAAACAGGAAUAUUUCUAUUCCAUCUUAUUUCUAUAUCAGAGGUUUUUCUGGGAUACCUCACAUAAGAUACUAUUACAUAUUCCUGUUUUUAGUCUACAUCAUUACUGUGCUUGGAAACUCCUGCCUCAUGUUUGUUAUCAUUACAGACCGAACUCUUCACACUCCUAAAUAUAUCGCUGUCUUUAAUUUAUCACUGACAGACAUUUUUGAGAGUACAGCUGUAAUCCCUCAGAUACUGAGCACGUUUUUGUUUGGGAAUCAGUUGAUCUCGUAUGGAUUGUGUUUGUGCAAUAUGUUCACCGUCUUUGUAUCUCUGACAACACAGUCACUAAAUCUUGCUGUUCUGUCUUUUGACAGAUUCGUAGCCAUUUGUUUACCACUGAGGUAUCAUAUGAUUGUGACUCAUAGAUCAAUGCUUAUUAUAAGUGGGGUCACAUGGUUAGUGUCACUACUCAUGAUUACUGUUUCUACAAUUUUCAUCAGUAGACUUUCUUUCUGCAGAGUUAUUGUCAUCAUAAACAGUUUCUACUGUGAUCAUGGGCCAAUAUAUGGUUCUGCCUGUAGCAAUAAUUUUCCAAGUUCUGUGAUAGGUAAAUUGUACUCGUCAGUGAUUCUCGGGUUUCCAGCAUUUUUUAUCAUCUUUUCAUAUACAUGUAUAGCUGUACAAUUGUUUCGAAUUACAACCCCACAAGACCGUCAUAGAGCCACAAAGACAUGUACUGCUCAUUUAAUAUUAGUAGCUAUAUUCUAUGUACCUAUCACGUUUACAUAUGCACUUGCGCCCAUUAUAGACACUAACACAAGGAUCAUUAAUCUCUCUCUGACUUCUGCACUUCCUCCAUUGCUUAACCCUAUAAUCUACACAAUGAAGACGGAGGAGUUCCUGGUGUCUGUGAAGAGGCUUCUUAAACGGAAAAUCAUAUUUCCAUCUCAAAAAUAAACCUCUUUUUCCGCAUUGUAAUUACUUUAUUAGAUGCUUUGGUGUUUAUUUUUUUCUUUGGAUGUUUAGAAUAUUUAUGCUUCUAUAAUAUCACAGGUUAUAAAAAGUCAGAGAACAGGUGUCAUGACAUUAUAAACCCACAACAUAUUUUGAAACCACCAAAAAACUGUUGAUGGGUUUGCUAAACAAAAGAAAACAAAAGAAUAGACCUAUCAUACAUAUUAAUAUACAGGAUUGUUUUGUAGGCUAAAUGAAGAAAGCGCAUUAUAUAUUAACAAAAAAGUUGUGUAUGUCCUUCGAAAGCAGAGCACUUGCAUAUGGUGUUUCGGUUUGUAAGAAAGGAACAUUCAUGAAUGAGAAUGGCAUUUCUUUCCCCGUGUAGUUCCAGAUUUACUCCAAAUGUUACAGAAUAUCCCAGAAAAAGAUUGAGAUUUUCUAUUGAUGUUUUACUUUAUAUAUGCAUUAAUUUUAAUAUUAAUGACAUUUUCUAUUGAUAUUUCAUUAUAUAAACUAAUGUUAUACAAAUCAUAACAGUGAUUUGGUAAAUCAAGCUGUUACUGUAUAUUGUAUAUGUUUACGCUUGCACAUGCACCUUGUAAUAAAUAAUUGUAUACUAAAUCUAACAAAUAAAAACUUGUUUUACAUA